Durio zibethinus is the source of this 5019-nucleotide messenger RNA. Its product is annotated as enoyl-[acyl-carrier-protein] reductase [NADH] 1, chloroplastic-like. Gene Ontology annotation, biological process: fatty acid biosynthetic process. The record is from RefSeq and is a predicted model, not a curated record. Gene Ontology annotation, molecular function: enoyl-[acyl-carrier-protein] reductase (NADH) activity. NCBI's taxonomy places the organism in Eukaryota, Viridiplantae, Streptophyta, Magnoliopsida, Malvales, Malvaceae.
UUCAAUGUUAUACUGAUCUUCAGUUUUCUUGGGUCUCAUUAUUUCUUCUUCUAUAAUCACUGUGAAAUGUGGUUUACUAUUGAAACUUUAAUAAUGGGUUUCAUUUUUUCUUGUGUCUGGUUUGGAAGUUUGAACUUGAUCUUCUGUUUUAUCUUUGCUUGACCAUCUAGAGAAACUAAUGUUAGAAAUUUUCUUUUCUUAUUUGAUUGCUAAGAAAUCUGAUGAAAAUAAUUAAUGAUGUGUUACAUGUCAGACCAUUGCAGCAGACAAUGGUCACACUAUUCCUAGAAGUAGAAACCACAAUAUGGGAAAGGAAAACUGAGCCUUUUUAGAAAGUAAUGAUAUGUUGUGUUGAUUUAUACAUUGUGCAAACUAAUUCGAAUUGGGUGUUUGAGACCCACUAUUGAUUAAGAAAAGUUUUUAACUUAUGGUAUUUUUGCAUGCCCAAACUUUUGAAGAGAAUUGUUUGAUUUCGGGUGAUUCAACUAAAACAAGAUGGGAAUGGCUGCAGCUCCUGGGUCAUACAUGGCAACUAUUAAGCCUUGUAUUUCUUCUUCUUAUCCUAAAAUGCUUCUCUCAAGGGUGGUGUUCAUCGGCACUGGGCAUAAAGAGGCAUCUUGGACAAGGCUUGCAAGCUUCUCUCACAUCUCAUCAAGGCAGCCUUUCCAGCUUAGGAUCACUUCGGGACCUGUGAAAUUUGAAAAGUUUGUUACAAGAGCAAUGUCUGAGGCAAAUGACAACAAGCCUUUGUCGGGACUGCCUAUUGAUUUGAGAGGUAAAAGAGCAUUUAUAGCUGGUGUUGCUGAUGACAAUGGAUAUGGUUGGGCAAUAGCAAAAUCCCUUGCUGCUGCUGGAGCUGAAAUUCUUGUUGGAACAUGGGUGCCUGCACUCAACAUAUUUGAGAGCAGUCUAAGGCGUGGGAAAUUUGAUGAAUCACGCAUAUUGCCAGAUGGGUCAUUAAUGGAGAUCACCAAAGUUUAUCCCAUGGAUGCUGUUUAUGACUGUCCUGAGGAUGUUCCUGAAGAUGUGAAAACAAAUAAACGCUAUUCUGGGUCUUCAAAUUGGACAGUUCAGGAGCUUGUUGAAUCUGUGAAAAAGGAUUUUGGCAGCAUUGACAUUCUUGUUCACUCACUUGCAAAUGGACCAGAGGUAAGCAAACCACUUUUAGAGACAUCGAGAAAAGGAUAUCUUGCUGCUAUAUCUGCUUCAAGUUACUCCUUUGUUUCUCUACUCAAGCAUUUUCUUCCAAUAAUGAAUCCAGGAGGUGCUUCAAUUUCUCUGACAUACAUUGCUUCUGAAAGAAUAAUCCCUGGAUAUGGUGGAGGCAUGAGUUCAGCGAAGGCUGCCUUGGAGAGUGAUACACGUGUGCUGGCUUUUGAAGCUGGUAGAAAGCACAAAGUCAGAGUCAACACAAUAUCUGCAGGCCCAUUGAGGAGUAGAGCUGCAAAAGCAAUUGGAUUUAUUGAUAUGAUGAUCGAUUACUCACUGGCUAAUGCACCCCUACAGAAAGAACUAUCAGCAGAGGAGGUGGGAAAUGCUGCUGCCUUUCUGGCGUCCCCGUUGUCAUCAGCUAUCACAGGAGCUGUUGUCUAUGUUGACAAUGGUCUAAAUGCAAUGGGAGUGGGAGUUGACAGUCCAAUAUUUGUGAACCUUGACAUUCCCAAAGAUAACUGAAGCUGGUGUUUUAAGACGAGGAAAUGUUCAUGAAAAUUUUUAUUUAGCAAAAGUAGAUCUUUUUUUUCCAAAUCCAUUUACAAUUACCACAUUGUGAAAGAAGGCAAACAUGUUUAUCGUUUCCCCUUUCAAUGGAAGGGUAAUUACAUCUGUAGAUGAACAGUUGAAUUUUCAUUUCAACAUUAUUUGUUUCCUGAAAUGAAAUAGAGGGGUUUGAGGUUUUUUUUUUUUUAAAAAAAAAAAUUCUAUAAACUCAAAACCCCCUUCGCCCUGAUCAUCAAUGCCUGGCCGAAAAGAUCUCUUUUUUUAAAUUUCAAGUUAGGGUUUUGAGUGAAAAACAUGAACACUUAAUUGAAAUUUCGUGGAGAGAAAAGGGCAGUGUUGGGAGCGAAAAUGCCUUUAAGAAUUUUACACAGUGAAACGUUAGCUUGAAGCUUUGCAAGCUAAGAAUGGAUUAUUGAAGAGAGGUGUUGAGGAUCUCAGGCGAGAACUUGCUGACGCUUGUCAACCAAUUAAAGACCUUUAAAAACCCUACCUUUAUCUAUGGUAAUAGAUUUGCAUAAUGUACAAAUUCCUCAAGCUCUCUCCUCAGCUCCAUUUUCCUUUCUUUUGAAAUUUUUCUGUGUUGGCAAUGGAAAUCACAGCAGUUGUUGCAACAAACGAGACAUUUUCAUCAUCCUAUAGAGCUGAAGUUGCUGCAAAUGGUGAAAUGGCUCCAUGUCUAGGCUCUAGGAUUGCCCAAUCACUGUGAUGACUAUCCAAUGAGCCUGAAUGCUAUUCUUGUUGUGGGCCAAGCCCAGAGGGCAGGCAGGAUGAGCAUAAAAAGGUUUUAAUUUUUGCUCAGAGUAAAAUUAAUGCUAAAAACUAAAAAGGGUUUGGAGUCUGGAUGGAUAAUUUGCAUGUAAUAAUACUGUCUUCAGAGAAUUUUGACAUAAAAUUUGUGGAUGGUAAAAAUGUUGUGUGAAUUCCUUGUAUUAAAGAGAAAAGUGAAUGAAUGGCAGCAAGUUUUGCUUGUCAAAAUGGUUUUGGGGAAAUCCAAAACUUUAGAAACACUCAAAUGAUUUGGCAAACAUCAUUUCUCCUUAAAACUAUCAUUUUUCUUUUUCCUCAAAAAUAAUCAUUUGGACAUUCACCAAUUCUCCCAUAAUUCAUCCCUUUCUUCUCCUAACAUAACAACCUCAAUUUCUGCUACAUUUUUCCUCCAAUACCCUUCAUUUCCUCUAUCUCUCCCUAACUCCCAUUUCAUGACAAAUAGAUUUUCAAUUGAACCUGCCAACAAUCUUAAAAUCCAGUGGAAUAAUUCUCUUUUGUAGAUGGUAAAACAAUCAAAUUUUGACAUGUGAGGACAUGGACAGAUCUUAAAGAUUAUUUUUUGUUUUGUUGUUGCUAUAUCUAAAUGGUUUCCUCAAUCCUCUAAUAUGAUUCUUUUGGUGGAUUCCCCUAGCAGGUACGGUUGCAUUGGUCAAGGUUUUAUUAUGGUGGUUCAUGGUUGGGAUCUUUGUGUUUAUAAAAGUUCUUUUGCUUGAUUUUGAUUGGUGAUCAUGGGAUUUAUGUGCUUAGCCUGAACUGCUACGUUUCUGGAAUUAUUUAUGCAGUUCUUCUGUUUGUGAUACUUUGUGUGUUUGUGUGUGCGUGUUUUAUUGGUGAUCAUUGAUGGGUCUGCCUGAUUAGAGUUUCUGGAAUUGUUUAUUUGGAGUGAUGCUAAAUAUAUGUGUCUAGUUAUCAGUUUCUUGACUCUCUUCUCUUUUCCUUGCUAACUGGAGUCACAGGAUUACCAUAUGACUGAUCCUGUGAUUCCCAUCAAUGUCUGAUGAUUUCGUUUUUGAUAAGAGAAUCAUAUAGUGGAAGUCAAUGUUCUGUUUUUGCAGUUGAGCUAAAACUUAAUUUGGCUAUUUCAGAAAAUUUGACCAGCUCAAUAUCCUCAUCUCUUAUCUGUUGCUAUUUCCUACUUUUCUUUCAUCACGGCCAGAUCUCUUCUGAAGGACCUCACAGAAUUCAUGGAACAAUUUAUACAAUUCCUACAUGUUAGAUGGGUGAUUAUCUCUCCAUGAUUGGCAGAUUAUUUUUCUUGUGUAGGAAGAUCAGUGGCAGAUUGCGGAGGUAUGUAAGCAAUGAGUUAGUUCAAGCUUUUUGGUGCUAUCAUCAUUUGCAGGCAGAGCAUGUUUUCUUAUUUCGCAGGAUUCCCUCAAAUCAGUUGAACCAAUAGUUCGCCAGGGAGGUCCUCUUGAAUACCACCAUAGGAAAUAGUCAAGCUGUUAGAAUUUGAGCAGGUGUCUUAUUAAUAGGAGUUGUGAAUUGCCAGUUUUCCGCCAUUGUAGUUUACCUUCUUGGUUUAGUUCUGAGGCUGUCUUUCUUGCAAGAGUCGUCCUUCUUUAGAAUGCUCUGAAAGACUAGGAAUCUCCCCCAUCUUCUUCUGUUUAUUCAUGGCAAUUUAACUAGGACCUUUUUGUAUGAAAUUCUAGCUUUUGUGAGAUCUGGUAGACGCUGUAUCCUCUCUUUUAGAGAUACUGUUAAAGCCAUUAAAGUCCCUUGAUGAUUUAGAUGGGUAGAAACUUCCAUCUAAUGUGAACAAGCUGAAUUUUGCCUAUCGGCCAUGUUAAAAACCGACAAAUUGAUUGACUCAACUACCAAAUCGACACCUAAAGGAGAGGCAAAUAUUGAAGUCCUACAUUUGGUAAUGGGAACUCGUGCCGUCUGCUAGCUGUUGCCAGGCCAAUUCUCCCACCACCGACCUAACUUUAUUAACCAGUCUGGAACCAUAGGACGGUUGUCCUCUCAUCUCUACCCCUUCAAACCCAAAACUCGUACCGAUUAUUUGUCAUGCAUGUAGUCAUGAUGAUUUAAUUGGCCUUUAGCUUGAAUCAUUCACUCUCAUGAAAUGUCACAAUAAUUUGUUGCGCAGACAAAACUAUCAUGAUGCUGAUGCAUUCCAGAUUUUUAUAUCAAGUAUCUUAUUGUACUGUGGCUUGCAGGAAUAGCAUAUGUUGGAAAAAGAUCGUUGAAGUCUUGGUUUCUGUUAAUGUAUGAUUUUCCCAAGUGAUGCACGACAGACUGCAGCCAUUUUAGCCCCAAAUCAAAAUUUUUACAUUGAAAACAAUAUUGAAUAAUUUUCCAUUCCACUCCAAGUUCUCUAACACCUACGCCCUUUCAUCCAGAUGAUCAAGGAGCUAUUUUCCAAAUGGAUUAAGUUAGGGCACUGAUUCUCUUACAAGAUUUUGGCAACUUCUCUGUUCGAGGACCAGAUGCAAAAAUCUAAAAAAAAAAUGAACAGAAAAAUCAAAGUCAUCUAUUGCAAUUCACAUCCUACCACCAUUUGAUGCAAACUUCUGAAUCUUUUGGACUUAC